Protopolystoma xenopodis is the source of this 282-nucleotide messenger RNA. Lineage: Eukaryota; Metazoa; Platyhelminthes; Monogenea; Polystomatidea; Polystomatidae. The record is from the annotation of a GenBank genome assembly.
AUGAAUGCACAACUAUUGACAGGCGAGGACAGCAUAACAGGGCCUUCUGACAGGUACCUGGUGAUCCGGUUAAAGCAGCGAGAUGUCAUGCGCAACCCCGAUUUUUGUUACCCAGACCUGAUCCAAGGGCAGUCAACUCAGUCCCCAAUACUCCAUUUCUCCGUCACUUACAGACACCCCCAGGGUCUUGUCGAGCCCGGCCCUGAGUUCGUUGUCAAUCAACCAGCCACGGAAAGUCAGUCGUCUUUCGAUUGGCAAGAGACAGUUGGUGCCGACCCCUAA